This is a messenger RNA of Lutzomyia longipalpis, 4174 nucleotides long. RefSeq lists its product as uncharacterized. Gene Ontology annotation, molecular function: DNA-binding transcription factor activity, RNA polymerase II-specific; RNA polymerase II cis-regulatory region sequence-specific DNA binding. The coding region runs from base 2465 to 3907 and encodes 480 amino acids. NCBI's taxonomy places the organism in Eukaryota, Metazoa, Arthropoda, Insecta, Diptera, Psychodidae. The record is from RefSeq and is a predicted model, not a curated record. Gene Ontology annotation, biological process: anatomical structure morphogenesis; regulation of transcription by RNA polymerase II; cell differentiation. The transcript is spliced from 5 exons.
ACUAGUUUGUUGUUUACAUUUAGGAUUUUGUUGGAAGAAUUUGCCCGAAAAAUUGUGAAUGAAAUGGAAUAUCAGCAAAAUAUCUACAGAUUGUGUGAAAAAGUAAAUGUCAGAUUAGAAUCCUUGAUGAAUAAGUAAGGAUCAAGUGGAUUUUCAUGUGGAAAUCCCAUAAAAAAAAUAAUCUGCAAGAUUGAGAUUUUCAUCUGAUGGUUUUUUCCCUAAAACAAUCAUCAUGUCUAUGUAUGGAGAGCAAAGUUUCUCAAAGGCAGUUCAGUGAAUCUGAAGAAAAACCAGAGAUUGUUUUCGCUCUUUUCCAAGAAGUCAGAGAAAGAAGAAAAUAUGAAAAAUCAUCUUAAGAUUCUCUCCAGCUAGAGUCUAGAUUGAGAUCGAUUUAUUGCUUUCAUGAACGGCAACAAUACAGACAUUCUCGAGCGUUACAUCACGACUAACGUAGUUGAUGAGCGACGCAUCGUAGUGAUUCUGCCUCAAAUAGACGAUUCGGGCAUAAUCGAGGAUUCUCUUGCAACGAAUGCCAAUUUCUUCCUUCUCUUUGCGCGACAUUUUGACGGUAUCUUCAUCAUCAUCGGAGGAAUUUUCAACGGAAUCAUCGGAUUCAUCAGCCGUUUGCACCUCUUUGCGACGCUCACGACUCAUCCCGGUACCACAGACAGCCCAGCUCACCAUUUUCGUCAUCACAGUGAAAUCUUUGGGUGUGAUUCCGUGUUCCUUGAGGAAAGAUUUCCCCACGAAGGUCUUCCAAUCGCACCUGUGAUGGCAGCAAAGUGCAAUAAGGAUUCCCUUAGUGCGACACAACUUUCUGUUUGUCUCCUUGGGUGGUUGAUUCCCAGCUACGAUGCACCGUAGUGUCAUGUCAGUUGCAGCACCACAGAGAUGCUUGCUAACUCCCACGACGGAUUCACUACGAUGAGGCACCCAGGAGAGAUCGAGAUUCGCAAUAUCAGCUCGAAUACGUGUUACGGUGUCACGAUCUUCAACCUUGUUGUCCUUCUUGUGGCGAUGCGAUGCCUUAUCAACAAGAAUAACCGAGCACUGCUUAAAGUGUUUAAUAGCUUGAGCAAUCCAGUAUGACACCUGUCCCUUACCAGCACCAAAUUCCACAAAGCACGUCUGUGGCAACAACAGAUUAUACUCCUGCAAGCAUCCAAGUAGUGCAGCCGUCUGCUUCAGAUGCUUCAACGAUGUAGCACCAUACUCGGGCUUUGCCAAUUCCUCCUGCAGCAAUUUAUGCUCCCGAAAGACAUUCCUGAUGGUGUCCUUAAUGUACUUCCGAUAAAUCUCAUUGAUCUUCUUCGUCAGUGUCUUCACAUAAUCACAAGAGGAAAGUUGCCAACAUAAUGUGGGAGUAGGGCGAGAAAGGAUCACAACGCGAAGGAGCUCCGUGUAGGAUGUGGAGGAAGGGAGAACGAAGCCAGGCUUUGUAUUUAGAGGGAUGAAUAGGAAAAGAAAAAAAAACGAGUAAAUCAAUGGCAGAAAAUACGAACACACGUACAGAGAAGGGAAACCAUGUAUACAAUUGAAUGUACAUAGCAGUUUAUUCGAGUUGAUAUCACGAGACCACCCCUCCAUGGUAUUUUCCCUCUCAUUUCAUCUCAACAGCCAGAUACUAUUUCCAUCGAGUUUAUCUUUAAAUAAAUGUUGUAGUUGAGUAGUAAAUACAAUUUACGUAUCCCCAAGUAUUUCUGGCAUUCGCCGACGAGAUAUGGUGGAAGUCAGACACGCCGGAUGGAGAGGAAGCGUCUCUCUCCUUGUGUGAAUCCUUAAACCAUUAUUAUUCUUGUGCGCGAUUUUAUACAUUGUGUGAUUUUCUCUGUACCAUUUUAUUAAAUAUAUUUUUCCACUGAAACUUUAACUUGGGAAAAAAAAACUUUUUCAUCAUUCUGUUGGAAGUUUAAGGAUAAAGAAUUUAGCAGGAUAUUUUCAAAAGUUUUAUGAGAGGACUUUUUUUCUAAUUUCAAGUUCUCAAAUUUUUGAAAAUGUGAAAACUCCUUAAAACGGAUUGUUUUUUAAAAGUUUCGUGUGAACAAAGUUUUAUUAAAGAAAGACGUUUUUCCUAAUUCAAGUUUUAAAUAAAUUUUCAGACUUCUUGUGAAGAACUAAAGUGAAAAAAAAUAAAUUUCGGGGAAAAAGAAAAUUAGGAUAAUGAAAAGUUCUGCAAGAACCAAAGUGCAUGAAAUGAGAAAAGUGAAGAAAAUAUCCAAAGUGUAGUAAAAAGGAGUUUUUUUUGUGUUGCAUCCUGAGAGUGAAGCUUACAAUGAGGCUAGACAAUAAACAUUUGUGGCUGUAGAGAGGAUAAAUUUUGGGGGUUUGCAAAGAGGACACGGUAUACUGAAGAAAGGAUAUACCUACCUACAUACAUAAAUAUAUACAUAGUAAAAGAGGGAAAAGAGAAAGAGAGGGGAAUUUGAAAGAGAAACGAGGGAAAAAAGGCAAAAGAGGAAGAGUCAUGCAUUCGCCUGUUCGAUCAUCGCCAUUGGAUUUACGACCCGCCCUUUCGGCUUCACCAUCGCAAAUUGGAAAUGAUAAGCCACGACCACCGCUGGUGAAACCGCCCUAUUCCUACAUAGCUCUAAUCACAAUGGCCAUUCUCCAGUCACCCCAAAAGAAACUCACCCUCAGCGGUAUUUGUGAGUUCAUUAUGACACGGUUUCCCUACUACAAGGAAAAAUUUCCAGCAUGGCAAAAUUCCAUUCGUCACAAUCUCAGCCUCAAUGAUUGUUUUAUAAAAGUCCCACGAGAACCGGGAAACCCAGGAAAGGGGAACUUCUGGACACUUGACCCCUUGGCGGAGGAUAUGUUCGACAAUGGGAGCUUCCUGCGUCGCCGAAAGCGCUAUAAACGCACAAAUAUUCCUCAGGGAUUGACCUUCCCAUCGGUAUUUAGUACCUUUACACCGUUUUGGGUGAGAAAACCCGUACCGAUCCUCCCAGCACAGAUCGAUGCAACACGCUUUUCCAGCUACAUUGAGAACUAUGAGAUCUUUGCCCAUAGGCAAGAGCUACUUCAGGGUUCAGACUACCCCAUUGCACCCGAGGUCAAUCACUACAAACAUCAGGAGAUUAAGACAGAAAUUCCAGGGAAUUCACCACCAUCAGCUAAAUUGCCAAUGAGGAAAACCUUCGACGGGUGUCGAAACUACUCAUCCGUACUAAAUAUUUUGUCGCGAAAUAGCGAGGCGAAUAGAAAGGAAUUCCUGGAGAACAUCGAGAGAUCCACGGGGAUUUUUUGCAAUCGUUCCCUACCGCCGGAAGUUGAUGCAUUGGCGUAUGCGAAGGAAACGGCAAAACUCGAGGAUGCACACACAUCAUACAUGCGCCCUGAGAUGCAAAAUGAUUUCACAAUGUGCGACGGUGGUAGCUCCGAUGAUAAGAUUGAUGUUGAGAGUGAAAGUGACUCAGAGGGUGAGAUGAAGAGAAAUUUUGUACCAUUUGACGGUUACACUCACAAUCCCAUCCAUUAUCCAGCUACCUCAGGGAACUGUGGGGCAACAAUAUCACGCGGUAGAGAUGAAAAGAAUCCCACAGUUGAGCCUGAGACUCAUCCCAGGGUGGAUUUAGUGCAGAAUUUGAGUGCAAAAUCAACCCAUGCAGGAACAAUGAAGAAUCCCACGUAUGAUGACCUCCUUGGGCUCUGCUCCAACUUCACCAAUCGCUAUGCCACAGUGACGAAUUUCCACGAGAAUAGCACCAAGGAAAUUACCCGUGAUGAGGAAAUUCAUAUCAGAGAUGAGAAAAUCCACUCAUCACCCCCAUAUUCGGAAAGAACAUCGAAGGAUGAUCAUGACACGACAAUUCUGGAGUCAAACAUUCUCACGAAGAAGCGCAAAUAUGCCAAUGUUAAGGGAUUCAGCAUAGAAAAUCUAAUAGGGCAGGCUAUCGAUGAGACAUGAAAAUGCACUCUGUAAGAAAUGUGUCCCCCCUCCUUAAAUUCCACCCCCUCUUUUCGAUUUGAAAACUUAAUUUUAAAAAUCAAUUAUACAUCUUCCGGGAAAAUUCCCCUAAGAAGAAACUUUAAGGUCUCCCCCCCAAAAAACUAGAGCUAAAAAAGUGCAAAAAAGAGAGUUUAGGUAUGACUUUAAAGGAGCAUCGUGUCACUCUCUCCUACAAUGAGGAAUUUCUUCCCUUUUGCAUGAGAUACAUAACAAAUGUACAUAGAA